Molecule: messenger RNA, 1006 nt
Organism: Daucus carota subsp. sativus
Lineage: Eukaryota; Viridiplantae; Streptophyta; Magnoliopsida; Apiales; Apiaceae
Exons: 4
Coding region: 97-807 (236 amino acids)
Biological process (GO): RNA processing
Molecular function (GO): RNA methyltransferase activity; RNA binding
Source: RefSeq, a predicted model, not a curated record
AAGAAGUAGAAGAAAUUAAAGUGUUAAAAUAAGCCCAAAACCCCUUGUAACCCCUCGGUCAUUGGCGGCGUUAAAGUGGGACUUAAAGGGGUAACAAUGGAAAGAGGUGAGUUGUGUGUCGAUGCAGCAAUGGAAGAAGAAGUAAGAACAUCAAGUGUAGAGUGUUAUGUAGUGGUACACAACAUAGCCAAACGACACAACGUCGGAACCCUAGCUCGUAGCGCCACCGCGUUCGGCGUUACCGAACUCAUUCUCGUCGGCCGCCGUGAUUUCAACUCUUUCGGUAGCCACGGCUCCACUUCUCACUGCCGCUUUCGACACUUCCACUCUCUCGCCGACGCUCGGAGCUUCCUCAAGGAGAAAGAUUGUGAUAUUUGCGGAGUGGAGAUCACGGAUGAUGCUGUCGCGGUUAAUCAGCAUCCGUUUACCAAGAGCACUGCUUUUCUUCUCGGCAAUGAGGGAACUGGGCUUUCUUCUAAAGAAUGUGCAAUUUGUGACUUUUUUGUUUAUAUUCCACAAUAUGGGUGUGGUACUGCUUCCCUGAAUGUAACAAUCGCAGCCUCCAUCGUCUUGCAUCAUUUUGGCGUCUGGGCAGGCUUUUCUGAGAGGUCUCGUGAUGGAAAUAAGUUUGUUGUGGCUGAGAGACCAGUGAAACAAUCAGGACGAAAUUAUUGCACAGAAACAGCAGAGACAAUCAUUGAGGAGCGAAAAUUAAGAAAAGAAAAUGCUUUAAAUGGGUUUUUUGAUGAGAGUGUAAAACAAGAUUCACCUUCUAAUCUACUAGAUGCAUUGUUUGAUGGAGAAUGAUGAAAAAACAGAACAUGCACACCAAUUGUUUACCUAGGUUUCGACCUUUUGUGUUUUAGUUAUAAGAAUUUUUUUAAAGGAAGAUGUAGUUUGUCUAGCAAAUUUGCUUAUGUACUUGUCUUGUUGACAAUUUAUAAAUUCUACUCCGACAACCAUGAAUGUAGAUUUUUUAAAGAUAUAUGUAUGAUUUGUUAGCCCA